AGCCGCCAGUGGGUUAAGCGGGUGGCUAGCAGUAUUUCUCUAGUCUAGUGGUGAGUGGUGGUUGCUCUUCCUUUCCCUUCCUCCUCCUCCCCGAGUCACAGGAGCGUCAUGGUGUGGAUGCUGCUGCUGCUGUUGCUGCUGGUUAAGUCAGUUGUCCCUUUCACACCAAAAACCUUCCCAGCCACCAGAACUUCUGUUACCGAGCUUCUGAUUCAAGCAGAUCCUGGGGCGUCUCCAGCCUCUGCUAGUGAUGCCCCGAGCUUGUGGUUGUAUAAGUUUCCACCGUGGUUCUUCCCUUCCAAUCCGCCACCCAAGGAAUUCCUGCCGAAACAGUUACAGAAUUCAGAAUCAGGGACAUCCGGAACCAAGGAAACCAACGCAUUUCAGACCGAGACAUCUGGCGUCGCACACAGACACGCCCGCCUCACACGUGUUAAGGUGCCCAUAAAUUCAGCCUUCCGCGACCAAGUCAUAACAAUGGUUCUGAAUGCCAAGCGUGAUGUGGGGAAGGCUUCUUUCUCCACUCCUUUGUUGGUUCCUCAAGGUGCAUGGCAGCCUUCACUUUCCUUCCCACAGACCACAUCAUCUCCCUCUCUUCGUGAUCGUCUUACUGAAUCACAACCAGAAGACAAAGGUCAUUCUUUAGUCAGUUUAGGUUUGCCUUUUACCUCUACAUCAGGAGAGAGUCUUUUCAGCAGUAAUCAUAGGGAAACAAAACCUACCCUCACAACUGUGCAAGACUUCCAAUCCAACCCGCAAGAUCUAACACAGGCAAGACGCGGUAGCUCCAGAGAUCAAUUUCGACCCUCAAAACUCCUUUCAAUCAUCGCUUUGGGUCAGGACUCACAGUUUAGCAUCCGUGAAAGACAACAUCAAAAUAUUAACUCUGCCUUUAGCACCGUCUCAACCAGCGCAUCACAGAAGAUAUCAGGCGUUCCCAAACGGAAUCUUCAUCAGACCACUUUGGCUGACAUUGCCUUAGGCUUAGAGUAUCCAUAUGACCGCACUUCUCUUGCUACUUUACCUGAUGUUACCUCGCAUCUCCCUGUGGUCAAUAAGAAUGUCGGUAAGUCGUCAGAAGAGUUAGAGCUCCGUCAGAAGAGCUUCACGUGGGACGGGUUCAGACCCCUUCUUAAAAGUGACCAAGAUGUUCAUAGUAUUCGUAAAGAAAGUGAUCCUUUACACUCCUUGGAGCAUGACCAUCAACUCUCCUUCACUUCACGUCCUGACGAUGCGGAAUUUUCAGGUCAAGACAGAAAAAAGUGGUUCUGGCCCAUCCCUUGAAACUAAGGAGUAUGUUGCUCUUAGGCACAAGUAGCAUUGGUAUCACGUAUAGUGCAGGGAAGAUAAAAUUAGUUGGUUAUGCAUAAAAAAAUUAUAUCUAAUAUUUUUGAAUGGUACCACUAGCAUAAGCAUAUUAUUUCAAGACAUGUCAACCCAACAUCAAUCACAUCGCAAAAUCGUAGAGAAACACGUCAUUUGAGUUUGAGGUUUCAAUCUUCCAGCGUAUUCGUAUUUCUGAUGUGAAGUUUUUGUAUUCACUCAUACUAACCUGCCGACGUCACACGAGGAGAGUUGAUUGUCAAUAUUGACACAAGAGUUGCUGGUAUACCGACAUUGCUAUUAUCUGAUCGCUUCCAUUCUGUUAUUCGUUUACUAUUGUAAUGUCUUAAUGAUUCUCGUCUUUAAUCUAUUCUGGCUCUCGCUAACUUUUUUGGACUCACAACUGCCGCCAGAUCAAUUAAUUGACAAGAAAAAGAAGAAAAAUAUCACUUACUUCUCUCUCCUGUCUCUCACAUACCUCAUGCACUUCAAUAUCACGUGUUCCACUUCCUCAUCCUCUCCAAUGCCAUCAAUCUGUGCACACUUCGCUGAAGAUCUCGGAACAUCUGGAAUUUCUUGUAUUUACAUCCGUACACUGUGUUCACGCUCGGAAGAGAUGAGCAUGCCAAGGUCUCCUUCAUACUUAUUUUCAUACAUCGCUGCUCCUUUCUCCUUUUAUCAUCUCAGGUCCUGUGUCAGAACUCCAACACGGAAAUUAAAAGUGAUAGGAAUUAGCUUAAUUAGAAUAUAAUAAUCUAUCUUGACAAGUGAAUGAAGCAAAUGAAGAUUCGGAUCAUGUGGAUUCAUAAUCCCUGAGCAAAACUGUUAUAGAAAUAGUCAUAAAAAAAACAGCCAUCCAACACAUCCGCUCAUCUUUUUAUUGAGUGAAAUCCCAGCCAACAUCCAAUUCAAGCUCUUUUAUGGCCAUCUGCCAUCAUCGUGGACACUCCUUCCAGACUCUAGCUAAUCAUUUUAUUUAGUAGCAGGCCUGUGGUGAACUGGGCUCCGCUGUCAUCCAGCUUCGCCACCCUCACUGACUUGAGUUGUGUGAAGAAGAAAUUAAUCAAAUUCAACUUUGCGUGCGUGUGGAUGCAAUGCUUUUUUUUUUUUUUUGUGUGUGUGUGUGUGUGUGUGUGUGUGUGUGUGUGUGUGUGUGUUGAGUAUUCCAGUACAGAAGUAAUUUGGGUGGAGCACAUAAUUUCCUACUUUUCGGACAAUUUCGUUUCACCCAGCCAAGGGUUUUCUCUUGUGGCUUGUGUUUUUUUUUUUUUUGUGACAUGUUGUGAAUUGAUUGAUGUACAUAAUUUCCAUCGCAAAUGGAUAUUAAGGAUGAAAAUUAAAAAAUAAACAAAAAGUGCAUAACAAGGACUUCUAGGAGAUUAUGAUGUUGAGUUUGGUAAGUAACCCUUUGGGGUCCAAGGUCACCAUGGACUACAUUGUCAUUGAGUUGUUCAGCGAUAGACAAUGAAUAUCCUCCAACUUCCAAUGUUACUGUAGUGUAUCGUUCUUAUAAAUCGAGGGAAAUAAAUCAAAUCUACAUUUUAGUGUAUGAUAUUUUCAAUGCCAUCCUUGUAAUGUUUGUAUAGGUUUUGUAAAUAAAU
Messenger RNA from Portunus trituberculatus (swimming crab), 2924 nucleotides. RefSeq lists its product as uncharacterized. Lineage: Eukaryota; Metazoa; Arthropoda; Malacostraca; Decapoda; Portunidae. The record is from RefSeq and is a predicted model, not a curated record. The transcript has 3 exons. The coding region runs from base 109 to 1284 and encodes 391 amino acids.